GUGGCGUCAUGCUUAGACUUCCUCCUGUGCCCAAGUCAGAGAUGGCGGUCCCGGCUUCCAACGCCAACAAUCCAAUCGUGUUCUUCGAUAUCAGUAUCGGAGGACAGGAGGUCGGACGAAUGAAGGUGGAACUUUUUGCAGAUGUUGUACCGAAAUCCGCAGAAAAUUUCAGGCAGUUCUGCACCGGAGAGUUCAGAAAAGAUGGUGUUCCCAUAGGGUAUAAAGGAAGCACUUUUCACAGGGUAAUAAAAGACUUCAUGAUCCAAGGUGGAGACUUUGUUAAUGGUGACGGCACAGGAGUGGCAAGUAUCUACAGAGGACCCUUUGCAGAUGAGAACUUCAAGCUCAAGCACUCCGCACCUGGUCUACUUUCCAUGGCCAACAGCGGCCCCGGAACGAAUGGCUGCCAAUUUUUUAUCACUUGCUCGAAGUGCGAUUGGCUGGAUGGCAAGCAUGUGGUAUUUGGCAAAAUCAUCGAUGGACUUCUAGUCAUGAGAAAGAUUGAGAAUGUACCAACCGGCCCCAACAACAAACCCAAACUGCCCGUGAUUAUCGCCCAGUGUGGAGAAAUGUAAUUCCAGAUCUCUUCCCUGGCACCAUGUCACAGGAAGAGCGAGAGGCUCGAGUUGUACAUAUACACGGCUACAUGCCGAGAGCCUUCCCUGAGGAGGUGAGGGUGAAGCAGACGUCUUGUGUGAAGGACUAUGUUCAUGUGAAGUAAUGGACUCCAGGUGUGGGGCCAUUAAUACGUUGGAGACCCCGCUUAUUAUUUUCUUGGUAAAAUCUGAUAUAUUUUGUAUAUCUUUUUCUAAUUAAAGGGAAAAAAAAUGUUAUUGUAUUUUC
Molecule: messenger RNA, 843 nt
Organism: Bufo bufo (common toad)
Lineage: Eukaryota; Metazoa; Chordata; Amphibia; Anura; Bufonidae
Gene: PPIH
Product: peptidylprolyl isomerase H
Exons: 10
Coding region: 9-575 (188 amino acids)
Biological process (GO): protein peptidyl-prolyl isomerization; protein folding
Cellular component (GO): intracellular membrane-bounded organelle
Molecular function (GO): peptidyl-prolyl cis-trans isomerase activity
Source: RefSeq, a predicted model, not a curated record